AUGAAUGGAACCGAGGGUCCGGAUUUCUACAUACCCAUGUCCAACCACACGGGCAUAGUGCGCAGCCCCUUCGAGUACCCGCAGUACUACCUGGCGGAGCCCUGGCAGUUCUCCAUGCUGGCUGCCUACAUGUUCCUGCUCAUCAUGCUCGGCUUCCCCAUCAACUUCCUCACGCUCUACGUCACCGUGCAGCAUAAGAAGCUACGCACGCCCCUCAACUACAUCCUGCUCAACUUGGCCAUAGCCAACCUCUUCAUGGUCUUGUGCGGCUUCACCACCACCCUGUACACCUCCCUGCAUGGCUACUUCGUCUUCGGGCCCACGGGAUGCAAUGUGGAGGGCUUCUUUGCAACACUGGGAGGUGAGAUUGCCCUGUGGUCCCUGGUGGUCCUGGCCAUUGAGCGAUAUGUGGUGGUGUGCAAACCUAUGAGCAACUUCCGCUUCGGCGAGAACCACGCCAUCAUGGGCGUCGCCUUCACCUGGAUCAUGGCCCUGGCUUGUGCUGCACCACCCCUCAUGGGCUGGUCCAGGUAUAUCCCUGAGGGCAUGCAGUGCUCGUGUGGGAUCGACUACUACACACUCAAGCCCGAGAUCAACAACGAGUCCUUCGUCAUCUACAUGUUCGUUGUCCACUUCACCAUCCCUCUGGUCGUCAUCUUCUUCUGCUAUGGGCAGCUGGUCUUCACAGUCAAGGAGGCUGCAGCCCAGCAGCAGGAGUCGGCCACCACCCAGAAGGCUGAGAAGGAGGUCACCCGCAUGGUCAUCAUCAUGGUCAUUGCAUUCCUGAUCUGCUGGGUGCCCUAUGCCAGUGUGGCAUGCUAUAUCUUCACCCACCAGGGCUCCAACUUUGGGCCCAUCUUCAUGACCAUCCCGGCAUUCUUUGCCAAGAGCUCUGCCAUCUACAACCCUGUCAUCUACAUCAUGAUGAACAAGCAGUUCCGAAACUGCAUGCUCACCACCAUCUGCUGCGGCAAGAACCCACUGGGUGAUGACGACGCCUCUGUCACAGCCUCCAAGACGGAGACCAGCCAGGUGGCUCCAGCCUAAGCCCUGCCAAGGACUCUACAGCCUACUGUAGGA
Molecule: messenger RNA, 1080 nt
Organism: Ochotona princeps (American pika)
Lineage: Eukaryota; Metazoa; Chordata; Mammalia; Lagomorpha; Ochotonidae
Gene: RHO
Product: rhodopsin
Exons: 5
Coding region: 1-1047 (348 amino acids)
Biological process (GO): G protein-coupled receptor signaling pathway; phototransduction; visual perception
Cellular component (GO): membrane; photoreceptor outer segment
Molecular function (GO): G protein-coupled receptor activity
Source: RefSeq, a predicted model, not a curated record